AUGGUGUCAGUGGAGGCCAUGUGGGGAGCAGCAAUGACAAACUCCGAUCCUCUCCAGUCAAGGAUGUACAGCCUAGAGGGCAGCCAGAACGCAGUUGCCUCCUACCUGCUGGACAACCAUGGAGGCAACUCCUGCCCCAGCACUAAGGACAUCAAGAAGACCCUGGACUGUAUGGGUAACGAGGUGGAUGAAGACCGGGUCAGCAAGGGCAUCAGUGAGCUGAACAGAAAAAACAUUGACGAUGUUACUGCCCAGGGUAUUGGCAAGCUUGCCAGUGUGCCCACUGGUGGGGCUGUGGCCACCUCUGCUGCCCCAGGCUCUGCAGCUGCUGCUGCUGGUUCUGCCCUUGCUACAGCUGAGGAGAAGACAGGUGAGAAGGAGGAGGAGUCCAGAGAGUCAGACGAUGAUGUAGGAUUUGACCUGUUUGAUUAA
This is a messenger RNA of Cynocephalus volans (Philippine flying lemur), 432 nucleotides long. Its product is annotated as large ribosomal subunit protein P2-like. Bases 1 to 432 code for a protein of 143 amino acids. The transcript is spliced from 2 exons. Gene Ontology annotation, biological process: cytoplasmic translational elongation. Gene Ontology annotation, molecular function: structural constituent of ribosome. NCBI's taxonomy places the organism in Eukaryota, Metazoa, Chordata, Mammalia, Dermoptera, Cynocephalidae. The record is from RefSeq and is a predicted model, not a curated record. Gene Ontology annotation, cellular component: cytosolic large ribosomal subunit; ribosome.